This is a messenger RNA of Theobroma umbraticum, 1515 nucleotides long. RefSeq lists its product as uncharacterized. The record is from RefSeq and is a predicted model, not a curated record. Lineage: Eukaryota; Viridiplantae; Streptophyta; Magnoliopsida; Malvales; Malvaceae.
UAGCAGUUCGUUCCUAUCGAUUACAUUCCCAUUCCGAGGAGGCUAGUCGCCAGGGGCCGUAUCCUUGUGUUUUUCAUUUGUUAUGUUCAAGAUCACUUCUUUUGUUGUGCUUUUCAUGCAAAAAUUUGGAGGAAACUCUUGGUACUGGUAGCCACUGAUAAACGGCUGAGCAGCAGCGGCGUCCAAGUGGCCGUGGCCCAUAGCCAUAAAUUGAAAUCCGCAUAGCUCUGCCUCUGACGACAAAAGCUUUGAGGAAUUAGAAUGUGCAACUGCGUCCCCUGGUGCCCCAGCCCCCUGCCCUUUUCCGUUUCCAUCAUCAGACUUGGAAAUACCACGAUCAAUAACUUACAGAUUCCAGGUGCCCAUUUCCCAAUUAUCAGAAGUAAUGGCAGAUUACAGCUUAUUGAAUGCAGUAUGAAAGCCACUCCAUCUUCAAGGUCUGGCUCAGAAUCGGAGGGAGGGGGAUAUGGCGAGUUGGAGUUUGAAGACAAAGGGGACAACGAAUUGGAGCUCCGACGACGUCGCAGCGAUGCUAGCUUGGAGAGAAUUAGUGCCGACGAAUUGAAGGGCGAGAAGGGGAGUGGAAAAAGCGCGGAUGAAUUGGUUAAAAUGGAAAGCAGGAGGAGGCGAGUGAUGAAGAGGUCAAAUCUGGUGGCAAAGCAAGUCAUAAGUAUCCAAUCUGCUGAGAGCUUAGGCUUCGUGUCUCAAUUAUGGGUGGAUACCACUUCAUGGCUGGUGUUGGUUGUGGAGGUGAGGCCAAGCUUGCUUGCUGGGGAAUCAGAAAGGUUUCUUCUGCAAGAUGUUGAAAAGGUUGGUGAUGUUGUGCUUGUUGGAGAUGAGAGUGUGAUGGAGAAUGAUUUUAAAAUGAUUAGACUUGAGACUCUGGUAGGAUACAGAGUUGUAACACCAGGACAUCAAAAUAUUGGGAAGGUGCGGGGCUAUAGUUUCAACAUUAAUUCAGGGGCUGUUGUAUCUCUUGAGCUGGAUUCUUUUGGGAUAUCCAUCAUUCCAUCGAGUUUGGUGAGCACUUAUGCUUUGCUUAUUGAGGAUGUGCUGGAAGUUAUAGCUGACACAGUAGUUGUUCACGAAGCCGCAGCCUCACGCAUACAGAGGCUGACAAAGGGUUUCUGGGAUGCUCAGAGUGCUGGUAUUUCCUUAAAUGAGCACACAGAAUAUGAUGAUGAUGAAAGGCCUAUUAAUCUUGGUGAUGGUUGGAGAACUCGGAGAGGUUUCAGUGGGCAGAAGUCGCGUUCAAAGAAGAGGGAAGCAGAUGAUGAUUGGGAACUUCCAAUGGACUACUUGUGAAUUGGUUUUAGGUCUCCAUGCUUGAUCAUUUUCUCCCUUUCUUUUGUAUGCAGUUAUAUGAAAGAAAUUGGUAGUAAUCCGUACAGCAUAAAUCCCCUCAUCCCUCUUUAUUUUUCUUUCUUCAAAUUUUACAUGAUCAAGGUGUAAAUUAUGUGAAUGGAAGUUACUGGCUAAUUGAAAUUUGAAGCCACCCUUUGGUGUUUAUUAUCA